AUGGCACCCGUCGCCUUCUGGUCGAAUCCCGGCGCGUACAUAAACUGGGCCGCUCGGGCUAAGCCUGCCAUCUUCUGGAGUAUUGUCGUGGGUGGCUUUGGACCUGUACUGCUCUUUACCGUGCCUCCGAUCAGAAGGUACUUUGGUGAUGGGCCGAGGCCGCAAAUACCAUUAACCUACCCAGUACCACACGGACCUCGGAAGAGACCGGCAGGCUACGACGAUUGA
Messenger RNA from Baudoinia panamericana UAMH 10762, 228 nucleotides. RefSeq lists its product as uncharacterized. Bases 1 to 228 code for a protein of 75 amino acids. NCBI's taxonomy places the organism in Eukaryota, Fungi, Ascomycota, Dothideomycetes, Mycosphaerellales, Teratosphaeriaceae. The record is from RefSeq and is a predicted model, not a curated record. The transcript has 3 exons.